This is a messenger RNA of Manis pentadactyla (Chinese pangolin), 1426 nucleotides long. It is a transcript of the gene LDLRAD1, whose product is annotated as low density lipoprotein receptor class A domain containing 1. Gene Ontology annotation, molecular function: protein binding. Bases 51 to 692 code for a protein of 213 amino acids. The record is from RefSeq and is a predicted model, not a curated record. Lineage: Eukaryota; Metazoa; Chordata; Mammalia; Pholidota; Manidae. Gene Ontology annotation, cellular component: plasma membrane. The transcript has 6 exons.
UGCAAGGGCGCAGAGCCGGAGACUGGAGCUGGAAGCUGGGACCUGGAGACAUGAACAAGAUCUUCCCCCUUGGGGAAGGCAAUGGCCAUGCUGCUGCUGGAAGCAAAGCCCUCGCUGGAGGCGAAGCAGGCUGUAGCCCUCUCUGCUGCUCCCGCCGAGGGGCCUGCCUCUCCGCCUUCCUGCUGUUUCUGCUGGCAACUCUUGCAGCCCUGAUCACCCUGGUCACCAUCCUUGGACUCCCACCGCGCAUACCAGGAUCUCCCCCUGCCCACUCAGGGGUUCAGACCUGUGUGACGCUGAUGAACAGGACAGGCUUCCUGUGCCAUGACCGGAGGAGCUGCAUCCCGGCCAGCAAGGUCUGUGACGGUGUCCGCACGUGUGCCCUCGGCGAGGACGAGGAUGAGACCUUGUGCCGAGAUACGCCCCGGAGCCUCCCCGGCUUCCUUGUGGCCCACUGUGGAGACCCAGCUUCCUGGAUCUACUCAGACCAGAGGUGUGACGGGACCAACAACUGCGGGGACUGCUCAGACGAGCUGAGCCCAGUGACCGCAUGCCCGCCCUGUGGCCCUGGGUGGUGGCGCUGCCCCUCCACUGUCUUCAAGUAUUGUGGCUGCAUCCCGAGGACCCUCUGCCGGGACCGUGUGCAGCACUGCUCUGACUGGUCUGAUGAGUACUCCUGUCCUGGACCCUGAGUGGGCGCCCUGGGCCAGAGUGCAAGGCUGGUUGGAAUGGCACUGAUAACCCUUCCCAUGGGCACAUGAGACUGUACAUGAGGCAGGGUAUUUGUCAUCCUGCCAGGGGGCGACCCUUUCAGGUGGCUCUGAGCUAUAGAAAAGAGGUCUGGAGAAAGAGCAUUUGAGGAGCCCCUCUCUGCCUGAUUUCCAACCCAUUCUCCACCAGACCGCUCCCUACCUCCGGCCCCGUGACCAGCUCCCCAACCAGACAGUCCAGGUUUCUUGCAGCAGAGUUAUGGAACCCUUGCAUUUCUUGUAUUUGGGUCCUGGAGCCUGAGUCAAUGUGCUAUUUCUCUACAUACCUUUCCAGUUUCACAACAUCCAGACAGACACGGAGAGAUAUUCCCAUUAAAAAGAUGAGGAAACAGGCCCAGAGGGAGAAAUGACUUGCCCAAGUCACAGAGCAAAGUCGGUGCUGGAACAGGAACACAAACACGGCCUAUGGUGUCCCACCCCCAGAGCCCUUCCUGCUGCCAAUGUGACUGUAUCUUGGCUGGUGGGGGCGGGGGUAGGGUGCAGAAUCUCUGGGGAUAUUAAAAACAUUAGUUUGAAGGUCAGAAAGUGGCCCACUCUUAUUCUGAGAGACUUGGAAUCUAGCCAAUAGGAGGGCCCCUGUUGAGGGAGACAGUGUAAAACCCCCUCAGAAAUUAAUAAAAUUGGUUUAAUGUAUCAGUCAUUUGUGAGUUUUGAGC